Molecule: messenger RNA, 825 nt
Organism: Ostrinia nubilalis (European corn borer)
Lineage: Eukaryota; Metazoa; Arthropoda; Insecta; Lepidoptera; Crambidae
Product: pre-piRNA 3'-exonuclease trimmer-like
Exons: 5
Coding region: 105-494 (129 amino acids)
Source: RefSeq, a predicted model, not a curated record
CACAAUGACUUCCAGGCUACUGCUUCAUCCGACUGGGCCACUGGGCUGCGUGCGUCAUCAGCGGCAAGUACCGGCCUGUCGGGCCCCGGGAGACCCUAGCCGCUAUGUCGCCUUACUGCAACCGGGCCAACACUAUAAGAGGAGCCAUGCCCUACGUGAAUUUCAUCGGAGAGGAUCCCAAGUCCCACCGUCCCAACGUACUACACAUCAAGGCUUUGAAAGACCGAGUUAUCAACGUGGGACAGGUGGCGAGCACGCUUGCAAAUUUCGGCAACAUAGACAUCAAGCCUUACGGCAGCCGGACUGCCCUCAUAGCGACGAGUACGCAGUAUACGGCGGAUAAAAUCCUGAAGCAGUUCAAAAACAGCCGCGAGUACAGGAUCUCUGAGUUCAGCGUAUACAAACACAGCGUGGCCAGCCGGGUGGCGAUGUGGAGCGGCGCCUUACUCACGGGAAGUUUGAUGUUAUAUUUUUUCCAUAGAAAGAUGAAAUAAGUAGUUUAAAUACUGUUUUGUUAUAAGUCUGAGUAACAGCUUCCAAAUACAAUAAAUGUUACUCUGAUUAUAAUUAUGUUAAUUAGCACAAAGUGACUAACUAGUAGUUAAUAAAGAACUUGUUAUUUGUUAAGAAUUAAACCUCGUGCCAGUACUUAUGUACAAACUCAUAGACUGAUUAUUGUUUUGUAAGAUCAAUCGAUUUAAGCAAAGAAUAUAUGAAUCAGUUGCAAUAUAAAAUAGAUUAUAUUAUGUUUAAACAUAGUUGUUUCUAUUAAGUAUACAAAUAAAGUAUCUAUGCUCAAUAAAAGCAAUAUUAUACAUGUAAUAA